Molecule: messenger RNA, 1981 nt
Organism: Tarenaya hassleriana
Lineage: Eukaryota; Viridiplantae; Streptophyta; Magnoliopsida; Brassicales; Cleomaceae
Product: vacuolar protein 8
Exons: 1
Coding region: 163-1827 (554 amino acids)
Molecular function (GO): protein binding
Source: RefSeq, a predicted model, not a curated record
GCGCGUGUGCUCACUCGCUCUUCUCCUUCACCGUGUAUUUCGCAACUGGCAAAAAAAAGCACCAGUAGCAGGCAGAAGUGUCAUAACCUCUCUCUCUCUCUCUCUCUCUCUGCGCUCUGAAACCCUAACUCACUGAGUCGACGUAUUGGAUUGAAGAAUCCGAUGCCGGCGCCGGAAAGCGACGCCGUUCGGCGACUGAUGGAGGCUAUCUCGUCUCUACUCGACCGUAUUCCCAUGCUUCUGAGUUUCAAGUCGAAAUGGUCUCUGAUUCGCGCCAAGCUUGUCGAUCUCAAGACUCAGCUCUCUGAUUUCACUGAAUUUGAUGGGUCGUCCUCGAACCUGCUCGCGCUCGAGCUUCUCCGGUCGGUUCGGGAGACGCUGGCGGAUGCGGUCCCUGUCGCGGCGAGGUGCGAGGGGUUGGAUUUGGUGGAGGGGAAGCUCAAGACGCAGAGCGAGGUCGACUCGGUCAUUGCGAGGUUCGAUUGUCAUGUGAAGGAUGCUGAGGUUCUGAUCAAGAGCGGGGUUCUCCAGGGCGACGUCGCCGUCGUUUCUGGAGGUUCGAUUUCGUCGAAGAAGGAAGCGGUUCGUGUGGAGGCGAGGAAUCUGGUGACGAGGUUGCAGAUUGGUGGACCCGAGUCGAAGAACUCGGCGAUGGACUCGUUGCUCGAAUUGUUACAGAAGGAUGACAAGAACGUGAUGAUCGCCGUUGCUCAGGGGGUUGUGCCUGUUCUGGCUCGUCUACUCGAUUCGAGCUCGUUGGUUAUGAAGGAGAAGACUGUAGCCGCCAUCUCAAUAGUUUCCAUGGUUGAUAGCAGCAAACAUCUGUUGAUAGCUGAAGGGUUGUUCUUACUGAACCAUCUCCUUCGCGUUCUGGAAUCAGGAAGCGGUUUCGCAAAGGAGAAAGCUUGCAUUGCUCUGCAAGCACUGAGUUUCUCGAAGGAGAACGCGAGAGCGAUCGGUUCCAGAGGUGGAAUCUCAUCGCUGUUGGAAAUCUGCCAAGCCGGGACUCCCGGUUCGCAGGCUCUCGCGGCCGGUGUUCUGAGGAACAUCGCUUCAUUUGCCGAAACCAAAGAGAAUUUCGUUGAGGAAAACGCCAUUUUCGUCCUGAUUUCUCUAGUUUCUUCAGGUACGCCUCUUGCUCAAGAGAGUGCUGUAGGGUGUUUGGCUAAUUUGACAUCUGGGGACGAGAAUUUGAGGGUGUUGGUUGUCAGAGAAGGAGGAAUUGAGUGCCUAAAGAGUUUCUGGGAUUCUGUUUCUAUUGCUAAAUCCCUUGAAGCAGCACUUGAUCUUCUCAAGAACUUAGCUUCGUGCCCUGCUGUCAGAGAAGUUCUGAUCUCAGAGGGAUUUAUCCCUCGGGUGGUUUUGGUGUUGAGAUGUGGCAUUUUGGCUGUGAGAAUGGCUGCCGCUGAGGCUGUUUCUGCGUUGGGUUUCAGCUCGAAAACCCAAAAAGAAAUGGGUGAAUGUGGCUGCAUUGGUCCAUUGAUUGACAUGUUAGAUGGCAAGGCCGUGCAGGAGAAAGAAGCAGCUUCCAAGGCAUUAUCUACCCUCUUGGUCUGCACGAGCAACAAAAGAGUUUUCAAGAAGAGCGAGAAAGGGAUACAUAACCUUGUUCAGCUUUUGGACCCGAAGAUCAAGAAUUUGGAUAAGAGAUACACUGUCUCUGCGUUGGAAUUGCUCGUGACCUCGAGGAAAUGCAGGAAACAGAUCGUGGCUGCUGGUGCUUGCUUGCAUUUGCAGAAGCUCGCCGAGAUGGAUGUUGAAGGAGCCAAGAAGUUAGCAGACAGCCUCGCCCGGAGUAAGAUUUGGGGUGUUUUCGCAAGGCCGUAAAGGUGGAAGAAGAUCAUGGACACAUAUUAACCUGUAUGUAAGAAGAUUAGUUGUGUUCUCUGGCAUUUGAUUCUUGUUCUUUCUGUUUGUGUUGUCUGUUGAUUUCUUGUCCAUAAGUCUUUCACUGAUUGAAGUAGGGGGGGAGGGGGGGGGG